Molecule: messenger RNA, 666 nt
Organism: Sordaria macrospora k-hell
Lineage: Eukaryota; Fungi; Ascomycota; Sordariomycetes; Sordariales; Sordariaceae
Source: RefSeq, a predicted model, not a curated record
AUGGACCCAGAUCUUCCAGUCCUUGAGGGCAGCCUUGAAGUACUUGAUGUCGAACUCAUCGGCAAGGGAAGAACGAUCGAGCUUGAGACGGUUGGCGAUCUCCUCACGCUCCGCAGGCUUGAGAAACUUGGCGGUUUGAGGGUAGUCGUACAUGGCGAAGUAGGCGAUGACGGCAACGAUGAAAGUCAAGAUACCCUCCAAGAUGAAGAGCCAGCGCCAUCCAUUGUAGCCACCAACACCCUUCAUCUCCAGGAUACCACGAGCCAGAAGACCACCGAAAGCACCGGCGGCGGUAGCAGCGGAGAAGAAAAUGGCCAUGCGGAAACCGCACUCGUGACGCCUGUACCACAUUGUGAUGUAGUAGGUAAUACCAGGGAAGAGACCGCCCUCGGCAAGACCCAAGCAAGAACGCACUGCCAUCAGGCCAUGGUAAUCCUUGACAAUGCCCAUAAGGGUGCAGCAAAUACCCCAGGCAAUCAUGAUGGAUGGGAUCCAGAUGGAGGGGCGGAAGCGCUUCAUGGCCAUGUUGGAGGGGACCUCAGCAAGGACGUAGAAGGGGAAGAAGAUGCCAAGCGCAUUGUUGUACUUGAGGCCGGUGAGCUUCAAGUCCUGCGUAAGGAGCUCGAGCUUGGCAUUGCCGAUAUUCGUACGGUCGAGGAAGGAUAG